GCCACAGUUUGUGACCGAACUGUAAGAAAUCGGCGGAGGGAAAUGGGGUUUACAGGAAAGUCAAACGUAAACCGUCAUUCAUCAUUAACACCUAAACAGAAGAAAACAAAGUUACAGUGGGCUAAAGAGAAGCAGUCGUGGACUGUAGAUGAUUGGAUGAAGAUGGUAUUCGGUGAUGAAUCAUGAACAAUGCUGGUCCAACCUGACCGUUUAUGGCUCAGCUAUGGUUUAACGGCGCCAGACAUGCAUCACCUCGGAAAAUGCGAAGAGAAGCUGAAAAGUCAAGUUAUUCCAGUAUAUUGACACUAGGUGUCGCCAAUCAGCCACACAAAGCCGUUUAAUCUGCUGACGUCUAAAUCAAAAGUUUUUGUGCUUUAUUGGUGCACCAAGGAAACCCAGUCUACUGUACUGCAGAAUGACAAGGGUUAAUAAUGGUGAUGAAAUCUCACUUCAGGCUCAAUGUGCUCUGUCUCCCAGAAGCACCUCGGGGUUGUCAUGCCUUGCAGGUAGAGGAAGAUUAAGGACCACAGGCUUCCCACGAGCUGCUUAUUGGAGAACCUGCCUGCAAACAUCCGGCAAGUGAAUGGAGCUCUGUGCGUCCGUACUGCCUCUCCUGCUACCUAUACUCAAACGAAAUCUACCUGACAGCCUCUCAAACGUGUUUAUCCUAACAUUCCUGAAAGAAACUGGAUGAGCCGGGUCCAUCCAUCCAUUCAUCACCGUAUACCCGCUUAAUCCCAAAUGGGGUCGCAGAGGAACCGGAGCCUAUCCCGGGAGCAAGGGGGGCAGGCGGGGACCAACCCUUGGCCAAUUUAGACUAACCAAUCAACCUGCCCUGCAUGCUUUUUGACCGCGGGAGGCAACCGGAGCCCCCGGCAAAAACCCACACGAACACGGGGAGGGCGAGCGAGCGACCUUCCUGCUGUGAGGCAGCUCCGCCCGGUUUUGUUUCCACCUCUGUCUGUAAUGGAUUACUUUCGUGAGUAACAUCUCCAAACACUGCUCGUAAAGUAUUACACUUAUCAUAUAACCAAGGGUCCAUAAAAAAUACAAGCCCCACAAUGCAACGCGUGCUGACGUAAUCAGCUUUGCCCUUUUUUUUAAUCGGUCAUUCUUCUAUCGGUGAUAACAGUGUCAAUAUGAAACUUUUGCUUAAGGAGGUGUAACUUUGGUGGCGUGUAUCCGGAGUCCCGGAAGUGAUCGCUAAUAGCGUAGAGCUGAAAGUUUCGCGGGAAAUGGCGCACGACGGCGGGGAAGCCGCGGACACCGUGCGCUGCCCCGUAUGUUCAGGUGAAGUCGGAGCUUCGGGGAUCAAUGCCCACCUGGACACGUGUUUGCUGAGUAACAACGGCGGGCAUCUGUCAAACAGCAAGCCCGACACUGCUUCCGAGAUCGGGCCCCCAAUGAAGAAAGCUCGGCUUUCGCUUCGCCCCGGCGCUUCGGCGGAGCACCGGGAGACCGAGCAACCGCACGCCGCUCCUUUACAUGUCUUUUCAGUGUUUCAUGCCAAAAACAGGGCGACCAAAGCGGAUAAGCCGGUGGCACCGCCCUCCGGUGGGUGCACAUCGCCGGAAGAGAAGCGGCGCGAGCAGAGGGAGACGCCGACGGCAGCCGCUUCUUCGCCGGACGCCGGGCCGCCGGUCCCCGGCCACGCUGAACGCCACCUCUCCAUCAGCUCCCUGCUCGACGGCGGCAAGCCCCUGGCCGAGAAAAUACGGCCCAGUUCCCUCGAAGAGUAUUUCGGUCAAAAUAAAGCAGUGGGAGAAAACACCCUGCUGAGGCGCAUGCUGGAGUCCGCUGACAUCCCCUCGCUGAUACUGUGGGGGCCGCCGGGCUGCGGGAAGACCACAUUGGCUCACAUCAUCGCCACGAACUGCAAGAAGAAGGGCUCCACUCGCUUUGUCACGCUGUCCGCCACCAGUACCACCACCAACGAGGUGCGAGAAGUCAUCAAACAGGCACAGAAUGAACUGCGGCUCUGUAAGCGGAAGACCAUCCUCUUCAUUGACGAGAUUCACCGCUUCAAUAAGUCUCAGCAGGACACCUUCCUGCCCCACGUGGAGUGCGGCACGGUGACGCUGAUCGGCGCCACCACGGAGAACCCAUCCUUCCAGGUGAACGCCGCCCUGCUGAGCCGGUGCCGCGUGCUGGUGCUGGAGCGGCUGUCCGCCGAGGCCAUGGCCGCCGUGCUGGAGCGGGCGGUGUCCGCGCUGGGGCUGCGCGUGCUGGGGGCACCGGAAGGUAGCGCUGAGGAUGGCGCGACGUCCACUGACUGCCCUGGGGACUCAGAGCCCAAGGUGUACAUCGAGCAGAAAGCCCUGGACACCAUCGCUCACCUUUGUGACGGUGACGCCCGUUCUGGCCUCAAUGGGCUCCAGAUGGCCAUACAGGCGCGGAUCAACGCAAGCAAACUGGACGCCCCCGCCCAGGACAUUCUGGUGCAAGAGGAUCACGUUAAAGAGGGUCUACAGAGGUCCCACAUACUGUACGACAAGGCAGGUGAAGAACACUACAACUGCAUCUCAGCCCUGCAUAAGUCUAUGAGGGGUUCCCAUGAAAACGCUGCCCUCUACUGGCUGGGCCGCAUGCUUGAGGGUGGGGAGGACCCCUUAUAUGUGGCUCGGAGGCUUGUCAGGUUCGCCAGCGAGGAUGUGGGUAUAGCUGACCCCAGUGCCCUCCCUCAGGCUGUGUCUGCUUUCCAGGCCUGCCACUUCAUCGGCAUGCCGGAGUGUGAGGUGAUCCUGGCUCAGUGCGUCGUUUACCUGGCCAGAGCGCCCAAGUCCGUGGAGGUGUACAAGGCCUACGACAACGUGAAGACCUGCCUGAGGACCCACCGAGGCCCCCUGCCCCCAGUGCCCCUACACCUCCGCAAUGCCCCCACCCGGCUGAUGAAGGAGUUAGGCUAUGCCAAGGGCUACAAGUAUAACCCAGCGUUCAGUGAGCCGGUGGAGCAGGAGUACUUACCGGCGGAGCUGAAAGGGAUCGACUUCUUUACCUGGCAGCCUUCUGACCAAUAGCAGCGUCCUGAACGAGCUUCCUGUAACCAGACUGCACUUUAACUUGGAUCCCCUUAAAAACUGUCCCUCUGCAGUGAAUGAGCAAAACCGCCCAAAGUAGGGAGCUCUAGAAGCAACCAUUGGCCAGUGAUGAUGUAACACACUCAGAGAAAUGGGCGCCCCCUAGUGAGAAGGAAGAGCAUCCCCUGGUUUACAGUGCUUAGUCUUUCAUUCAGGGGUGAAGGACGUAUUUGCCCCUUCAACUGUGUGUGACUCUGGGCUCUGUAAUGACUGCCUGUUUUACAUCAUCAUCAUCAUCCUGUCAUUCUACAAGGCCCUCUGAUCCAGGAUCAGCUCCCACCAUUGAGCUGAUCAUCUAAAUGUCAAGCCCACAGGGUAAAAUGUAUUGACAUUUAAGGAAAUGAGUCUUAAAAGCCCCAGUUCUUGUUCUCACUGUUGUGAUUUAGUCAAGGGGGAUGAUGUCGUCUCCAUAUUCGAGGGGAUAAAUCUGGUAAAUCUAAGAAUAGCCUUUAUGAUGGAUUUUUAUACUGUAUCUGUUUUGCUGUAACACCUGAUGUUCUGACCCAAUGCUUUGUAUAUUUCCAAAUAUUCGAGUCUGACUUCGGACUUUCUAUAAUUAUACUUGUUUCUGUUUGUUUGUUUAAUUGUGUGUAAUUGAACAUGAUUAUGUCACUGGA
Molecule: messenger RNA, 3694 nt
Organism: Paramormyrops kingsleyae
Lineage: Eukaryota; Metazoa; Chordata; Actinopteri; Osteoglossiformes; Mormyridae
Source: RefSeq, a predicted model, not a curated record